AUGAAUUCGACUACUGUAAAUAUACAUGUGCUUUUUACUUCUUUUUAUCAUCCAACUCCAACAAAAUACAAAAUAUUAUUAGAAGAUCAUGCUUUCCCGUCUGAUCAUUAUGCAAUAGAAUCACAAUUAAAAAUUAAAGGAUUAGAUCCAUUAAAGGCAAUGAUUUGUUUGAAGCCGAGGGAGGGAGAGGAUUGUCUUAGAACAGAAGAUAUUCUUGAAAUAAUUGAAAAAGAAGGGAAUUCAAUAUCAAUUUUAUUUUUUAGUGCUGUUAGUUAUUAUACUGGACAAUUAUUAGAUAUUCAAUUAAUAACCGAAAAAGCUAAACAAAAAGAGUGUCUUGUUGGCUGGGAUCUUUCCCAUGCUGUAGCUAAUGUGCCUCUUUAUUUAAAUAAAUGGAAUGUUGAUUUUGCUUGUUGGAGUAAUUAUAAAUAUGCUUGUUCUAGUCCGGGGGGUGUUGCUGGAAUUUUUAUUCACGAACGUUACAAAAAUGAAGGAAUGUCACGUCAAAGACUUCUUGGAUGGUGGGGUCAUCGUUUAGAUACUCGAUUUGAAAUGAAUAAUAAAAUGGAACUUUCUGAAGGGGUUGCUGGCUAUCGAAUGUCUACACCCUCGGCUAUUUUAAUGGCUGGGGUUAAAGGAUUUCUUGAGGCAAAUAUUUUUAUUAAAAUCUAA
This is a messenger RNA of Meloidogyne enterolobii, 672 nucleotides long. Lineage: Eukaryota; Metazoa; Nematoda; Chromadorea; Rhabditida; Meloidogynidae. The record is from the annotation of a GenBank genome assembly.